Molecule: messenger RNA, 1425 nt
Organism: Prunus avium (sweet cherry)
Lineage: Eukaryota; Viridiplantae; Streptophyta; Magnoliopsida; Rosales; Rosaceae
Source: RefSeq, a predicted model, not a curated record
AUGACCUUCCUGACUCUGACGUCUUGGUCGCGCCGCAAUGCGUAUGACGAGGAUGGGAGGGUCUGGUAUGAGGAGUGCAUCUCGGCCAGAUUUAUUCGGCCUGUUGAAGAGGCCGUGAGGGCGGUCCUGACGAAUGCAGAUUGGGACCCUCUCACUCCCAAAGGCAGCAAGGUGAAGAAGGUAUCAGCCGGGCCGCCCCGGCCAAGUGCUCCGGCCGUGGUCGCCUCCAGGGUGCCGGCCCCUCCCCUGGCUAGGUCAGUGGCCGUGGCCUCCACCGCGGCCCCAUCAUCGACCGCGGCCUCAGCUCCCAGGGCGACGCCUGUGGUGGGGGGACGAAAAACGCUGGCGCAUAGGACCGUGCCAGCCUCACCAACGCCUCAUCCAUCCACUGCUGCGGCCUCGGGUCGCAAGUGGAGUCGAGAGGUAUCAGGUGCCGAGGCCGCACCGGCCCAGAGUGCCGCGGCCGAAAUGGCGGUCCCGCAACGACCGAGGAAGAGGACCCUUUUUACCUCCUCGAAGGGUAGAGGUGAAGAGGAGGCUCCUCCCGCGACUAUGAGUGAGGACGUGGUAAUAGUCGAAGAGGAGGCUACGGUCGAGGAGGCGGCCGAUGCCCACAUGGUGGUUGAGGAGGCGGGGGCCGCAGAAACGACGGUUGAGGGGGCAGCCGUCGACGAAGAAGUGGCUGAGGCGUUGGAUGCUGAGAUCGCGCCUGCAGAGGUGACACCCGCCGAGGAUGCUGCAGAGGGGACGGCCGAAGAGAUUGCUGAGGAAAUCGCCGAAGAGGCCGCUGAGGGAGCUGCCGAAGAGGCUACCGACGAGGGCGAUGAGGAGGCCAACGCAGAGGCCGCUGAGGAGGCAACUGACGAGGCCGCCGAAGAUCCUGCUGUGGACGCCACAACCUUCUCAAUCGUCGCCGCCACUAACCAUGGUUACCGCGACCAUGCUCCUAUGCCGUCGUUCCAAGACUCGAUGGUCGUGGCAGAGUCGGGGAUGACUAGAGCCACGGUCGUGAGUGUGCCGAGUCUCCUGCGGACUACUUCGGCGGUCAUGAUCGACCUUUCGCUCCUUGAAACCUCCUCCUCCGAUGAUCUUGACGAGUUGUACGCCAGCCUCCAUGAGGAAGGGGGAAGCUCGACCUCGGCUCCCUUGGACGAGGAUUCCAAGACCGUUAUCGAACGGCUCCGGGAGUUCCUUCUCCUCGAUGUUCGGCAGAUGACCGCUGCUGGGGCGAUUUCGGAGUUUAGGUCCUGCUUGGACACGGCCAUGGCGCUCGGUCUGCUCGACUCGGCUCAACUGGAUGAACUGCAAGCCCGCCUGGCCGAAGGCGAGGAGAUGAUCGCCCGGUAUUCUGAAGCCGUCAUGCGGCUGGCCGAGGGGAGUUCGCUCGAGCAGGAUCUGGAGGUUCUCGGUGCCAUUUUCUUUUGA